ACUUCGAGUGAGUAAAGAUUGCUGUUGGUUAAUGAUGGUUUGGGCUUUUGAUGUGAAUAAGGUAUUGUUAAUCCAAUUUCUCCUUGAAUUGAGAACAUAGCAGAGAAACUCAAACCCAUGAAAGCAAUUUCACGGUUGUUGCCGUACCUGAAGCGAUUUCCUUGUUCGUCCUGCCUCACAUCUCUUGCAUCCACACGUAGUUCAACUGUAAAUUCUUCGUCACUGCUCAAUGAUUUCGCCAACUUUUGCUACAAGAGAGACCUUCCCAGAGCCAUGCGAGCGUUGGAAGCCAUGGAAAGGCACAAAGUGUGGGCUCAUGCGAUCACUUAUUCCGAGCUUGUUAAAGGUUGCUUGGCUCGUGGGGCUAUCAGUGAAGGUAAGCGCGUUCAUAAACACAUUUUCUCUGAUGGGUAUGAGCCAAAGACGUUCUUAAUCAAUACCAUGCUCAACAUGUAUGUGAAAUUCAAUCUCUUGGAAGAAGCACAGGUACUGUUCGAAAAAAUGCCUGAAAGAAAUGUUGUUUCGUGGACAAUAAUGAUAUCCGCUUACUCUAACUCUAAGCUCAAUGCAAGGGCCUUGAAUUUUUUGACACUUAUGCUUAGAGAAGGUGUCAUGCCUAAUAUGUUCACGUUGUCUUCUGUUUUGAGAGCUUGUGAGAGGCUACGUGAUAUCAAGCAACUGCAUUCUUGUAUAACAAAAGUAGGAUUGGAGUCUGAUGUAUUUGUUCGGAGUGCUCUUAUUGAUAUUUACUCAAAAUUGGGUGAGCUGCAAGAAGCAUUAACUGUUUUCAAUGAGAUGGUGACUGGAGACUCUGUUGUUUGGAACUCUAUCAUUGGGGCUUUUGCUCAGCACAGUGAUGGAGAUGAAGCGUUGUACCUUUAUAAGAGCAUGAGAAGAGCUGGUUUUCUUUCUGAUCAGUCAUCGCUUACGAGUGUUUUGAGAGCAUGUACUAGUUUGGCAAUGUUAGAAUUAGGACAGCAGGUCCAUGUUCAUGUUCUGAGGUUUGACCAGGAUCUGAUCCUCAACAAUGCACUUUUGGAUAUGUACUGUAAGUGCGGUGGUUUGGAGGAUGCAAAGUCAAUUUUUAAUCGGAUGAUUGAGAAGGAUGUAAUUUCUUGGAGUACCAUGAUUGCUGGGUUAGCCCAAAAUGGUUGUAGCAUAGAGGCACUUAACUUAUUCGAGUACAUGAAAACCUCUGGUCCAAAACCAAACUACAUCACACUUGUUGGGGUUCUGUUUGCAUGUAGUCAUGCAGGGCUUGUAAAUGAAGGUUUGUACUACUUUCAUUCCAUGAAGGAACUUUAUGGGAUUGAUCCUGGAAGAGAGCAUUAUACUUGCAUGCUUGAUCUUCUUGGAAGAGCUGGGAAACUUGAUGAUGCAGUUAAGUUAAUUAAUGAAAUGAAUUGCAAGCUAGAUGUUGUGAUGUGGAGGACUUUGCUUGAUGCAUGCAGGGUCCAUCACAAUGUGGAUUUAGCCACGCUAGCUGCCAAAGAAAUACUUAAGCUGAGUCCACAAGAUACAGGAGCCUAUGUACUUUUAUCUAAUAUCUAUGCAAAUUCAAAAAGGUGGGAUGAUGUUGCAAAAGUAAGGAGGAGUAUGAGAGCAAGAGGCGUUAGGAAAGAACCUGGAUGUAGCUGGAUUGAUGUCAAUAAGCAGAUACAUGCUUUUACUUUGGGAGGUACAUCACACCCUCAGAUAAAUCAGAUCAAUAGACAGUUGAAUGAGCUUAUUUCUCGACUUACUAGUGUUGGUUAUGUUCCUGACACAAAUUUUGUCUUGCAAGAUCUUGAAGAGGAACAAGGAGAAAAUUCCCUUCGAUACCAUAGCGAGAAAUUGGCAAUUGUCUUUGGUAUAAUGAACCAUCCCAGGGAGAAAACCAUUAGAAUAGGGAAGAACCUAAGGAUAUGUGGAGAUUGUCAUUUAUUUGCAAAACUUGUAGCAAAGUUAGAGCAGCGGCAUAUUGUAGUAAGGGAUCCUAUUCGUUACCAUCAUUUUCAAGAUGGGAUCUGCUCUUGUAAUGAUUAUUGGUAGUGCCAGAGGUGGGCUAGUCCAUACUCUGAGAGAUAUAAGAGAGAGAAUUUCCAACCACCCCUGGGGGCCUCGACCAAAUGAACAAUCAGCUCUUGUUAAUAGAAAGUGAAGUGUGGGUUCAAGGAUUAAAAGAUCGGACAUCUCACUACUAACAGGAGGGUGUUUGAUUCCUAAGAUCAUUAUGGCGCUUGGGGAGCCAUAUUGGUAGCUAAGUGACGCACUUUGUAAGAGCUUGUUAGGGGUUAGUUUUUCUGCUCUCAGCUUGUGGGUGAGCCCAAUCCCUUGGCUAAAAUUUUGUUUUAAAAAAAAAAAAGAAAAAAGCAAAGGAAGAAAGAAAGGGAAGCAUGUACAAGUGGUAUUGUGCUUAUGAAUGUAUUUGAUAGGGUGAAUAACCUUCCUGUUUAGAAAUUCUUCACCAUUUUUUCUCGUGUAUUUUUCACCUUAUAAUGGUUCAUUUAUGACCUUAACUAUCACUUGAAUCCUUUCAUUUUUGAAUCAUGGAUUUUUGUCUAUGCAGUUUCAUUUUUGGAAAUAAAUAACAACUGGAUGAAAGAUCGUUGUAAAAUUUUGCCAUGGAAUGCUGAUGAAAUAAAUUCUCCUUGA
Molecule: messenger RNA, 2634 nt
Organism: Neltuma alba
Lineage: Eukaryota; Viridiplantae; Streptophyta; Magnoliopsida; Fabales; Fabaceae
Product: pentatricopeptide repeat-containing protein At2g03880, mitochondrial-like
Exons: 1
Coding region: 118-2031 (637 amino acids)
Biological process (GO): RNA modification
Molecular function (GO): RNA binding; zinc ion binding; protein binding
Source: RefSeq, a predicted model, not a curated record